GCCCAUUCAAACCUCUAUAUUUAGCACUAUUCGUGUUUUCUACAUUCGCGCUACUCAAACCUAAGAAAUCUUAGAGCAUUGUUCAUCGUUGCAAUCUCCACAAAACCCUAAAACUCCUUCAUCUUUCCUCAGGAGGCCAAACUACUGUGUUAAGAAGCUUACGUGGAAGUUGAUAAAGAAACGAUUGAUCUUUAAAGUUGUUAUUUGAUAUUUGUUAAGAACAUCUUAAGAUAGAUAGGAUCAAUUUAUAUUGUUUGAGGUUUUUAACCAAUUUUGGGAUCAAUAUAAAUUGUUUACUGAACACUUCCAUCAAAAUCAAAAUCACAAACAAGUUUGAGUUGUCGCACUCAACACCGCUGUAGUGCUCUUCGGCCGCUAGAAACUGGGAGAAACUCCUCCAUCCAAUGGUAGCUAAAAUGGAAGAAGAUGAUUAUGAGGAGUAUAUUCCUGUGGCGAAGCGUCGCGCCAUGGAAGCUCAGAAGAUUCUCCAACGCAAAGGGAAAAUAUCUGCUCCAAUAGAUGAUGAUUCUGGAAAACUAAGUGUGGUUGAAACUAAGCCCAGUCUACUUGUUAAGGCCUCACAGUUAAAGAAAGAACAACCUGAGAUUAGUGUUGCAGAACAGAUUGUUCAACAGGAGAAAGAGAUGAUUGAGAAUUUGUCUGAUAAAAAAAACCUUAUGUCGGUUCGUGAAUUAGCGAAAGGGAUCACUUAUACCAAACCUUUGCCUACUGGGUGGAAGCCUCCUUUGCAUAUUAGAAGGAUGUCAAAGAAAGAUUGUGAUUUGAUUCAAAAACUGUGGCAUAUAAUUGUCAAUGGUGAAGAUAUUCCACCCCCGAUUAAGAAUUUUAAGGAUAUGAGGUUCCCGGAUCCUAUUUUGAAGAUGUUGAAAACCAAGGGGAUUGUGCAGCCAACACCUAUUCAGGUGCAAGGGCUUCCUGUUAUUUUAUCUGGGAGGGAUAUGAUUGGAAUUGCUUUCACGGGUUCUGGUAAAACUUUGGUUUUUGUGCUUCCAAUGAUCAUGAUGGCAAUGCAGGAGGAAAUUAGGAUGCCUAUAGUUCCCGGUGAAGGUCCAUUUGGUCUGAUUAUUUGUCCAUCGUGGGAAUUGGCGAGGCAAACUUAUGAAGUCAUUGAACAAUUCUUGUUACCUUUGAAGGAAGCUGGAUAUCCGGAGCUCAGACCUUUGCUUUGUAUUGGUGGAAUUGAUAUGAGAUCACAACUUAAGAUUGUCAAGAAGGGGGUUCACAUAGUUGUUGCCACACCUGGGAGGUUGAAGGAUAUGUUGGCCAAGAAGAAAAUGAAUCUUGAUAACUGCAGGUAUUUAACGUUAGAUGAGGCUGAUCGAUUGGUAGAUCCGGGAUUUGAAGAUGAUAUAAGAGAAGUUUUUGAUCACUUCAAAGCUCAAAGGCAGACUCUCUUGUUUUCUGCUACUAUGCCAACCAAAAUUCAGAACUUUGCUAGAAGUGCUUUGGUAAAACCUAUUAUUGUCAAUGUGGGACGUGCAGGGGCGGCAAAUCUUGAUGUUAUUCAGGAAGUAGAGUAUGUCAAACAAGAGGCAAAAAUUGUUUACCUCCUUGAGUGCCUACAGAAAACCCCACCACCUGUUUUGAUAUUUUGUGAGAAUAAGGCAGAUGUCGACAACAUUCAUGAGUAUCUUCUCUUGAAAGGAGUGGAAGCCGUGGCCAUUCAUGGAGACAAGGAUCAGGAAGAUAGAGAGUAUGCUAUUUCGUCAUUUAAGACUGGAAAGAAAGAUGUGUUGGUUGCAACUGAUAUUGCAUCCAAAGGUUUGGAUUUUCCUGAUAUUCAGCAUGUCAUUAACUACGACAUGCCAGCUGAAAUUGAAAAUUAUGUCCAUAGGAUUGGACGUACUGGAAGAUGUGGCAAAACUGGUAUAGCGACAACAUUUAUAAACAAGAACCAAACUGAGACAACAUUGCUUGAUUUGAAACACCUUUUGCAAGAAGCAAAACAGAGGAUUCCCCCUGUUUUGGCUGAGCUGAUUGAUCCAAUGGAAGAUAAUGAAGAAAUCACUGGCAUAAGUGGUGUCAAGGGAUGUGCUUUUUGUUGCGGGCUUGGUCAUCGUAUGCGGGAUUGUCCAAAAUUAGAACAUCAGAAUAUUGUGAAAAAUGCAAAUAAUAGGAAGGAUUGUUUUGGAUCUGGAGGUUACAAAGGAGAAAUUUGAAAGGCACCAGUGUGUUGUGAGUUGUGACCAUGUGUGGCUUGUAUGUUUUAGAUGUAUGAGUUUUCUCCUUCGACUGGGUUUGAAUUCAAGACCUUUAACUCAGGAUAUUCUAGCUCAAAUUGGUUGUGCUACCCAACUCCCAUGUGUAUGUGAUUUACUCGGUAGUUUUGAUGAUUGUAUGAAUCAAUUGAUAUUUAGUUUUCUUUUUAAAGUAAAACAUUCAUGUGGAUUGUCAAAUAUCAUAUACUCACUCAAAAUGUGCUUUUGUUGCAAA
Messenger RNA from Medicago truncatula (barrel medic), 2454 nucleotides. RefSeq names its product DEAD-box ATP-dependent RNA helicase 35. Gene Ontology annotation, biological process: mRNA splicing, via spliceosome. The coding region runs from base 405 to 2180 and encodes 591 amino acids. The record is from RefSeq and is a predicted model, not a curated record. The transcript is spliced from 2 exons. NCBI's taxonomy places the organism in Eukaryota, Viridiplantae, Streptophyta, Magnoliopsida, Fabales, Fabaceae. Gene Ontology annotation, molecular function: RNA helicase activity; nucleic acid binding; ATP binding.